CGCCUUCACUAUCUGGGACACGGAAAUAGAUCCAGUUUUGUUUUCUGCAGUAUAGUUACUAAUGACAGCAAGUAAAUAAAAAACGCAAAACCCCCAGGAUAUCACUCAGAUGUGCGCUUAGCUUUCUAGCUAACUGGACAGGAACUUCAUCGUGUGGAGUAUCAUCUGGCACUAUGGUGUCUGAAGGCAGUUCAUUUUUUAAGGGCAUGGUCCUGGGAGGAGUCUUCUGUUUGGUAUUGUCACUUCUUGGAACCUUUAGUCCAAACAUCCAUCUUCGCUCAGAUGAACACCACGACCACCACCAUCUCAAACCCCUCAGCAAGGAGGAGAUGCAAAAGUUUAGCGAGAGUCAGGUGUCAAAUCUCGCCCAGCAGGUACGCGUGUAUUGCAUCAUUAUGGUAACGCCUAAGAGCUUGACACACUGGGCUGCUACCAACGACACUUGGAGCAAGCACUGCGAUAAGGCGGUUUUCUACACCUCCGAGUCAGUCAAAGUAAUGGAGGCUGUUGAUCAGAAGGAAAAGGAUGAGUGGAUCAGGUUGCGUAAAGCAAUCAUCCAUGCAUAUGAAAAUGCAGAUGGCCUCCGUUGGUUCUACAUUGCCCGGCCUACAACUUUCACCAUCAUUGAAAACCUUAAAUAUCUGGUUCUGGUUAAAGAUCCCAAUCAGCCCUUUUACAUUGGCCAUGUGGAAAAGUCUGGUGAGCUGGAUUAUGUGGAGUAUGAAAGUGGCAUUGUGCUUAGCUACGAGGCUGUGAAAAGACUUAUUACUGUAUUUGAUGAUGAGAAUAAGUGCCCAGAACAAGGCUAUAGCUUGUGGAAGAUGAGUGAAGAGAAGCAGCUUGCUACAUGCCUGAAAUACAGCGGUGUGUUUGCUGAAAAUGGAGAAGAUGCUCAUGGCAAGGGGCUCUUCAACAAAAAAAGUGUACAGACGCUCAUUUCUGAAAGCAUAACCCAGAACGUUGAUGAUGUUGUGGAGACAUGUUGCUCUGACAUGGUUAUCACAUACGGUGGCAUGUCCCCCAGCCAGAUGCAGGUCAUGAUGUAUGGAGUUUACAGGCUGAGGGCUUACGGGCACAACUUCCGUGACUUCUUAAUGUUUUUUCCUCCAAAGGACUCAAUGAAUGACUAAUAACUAAAAGAUCCUGUUGAUUUACCAAAAAUGUUGAUUUAUGGACAAGGUUAAAGCUCACUGCUAGAGCAUCGUUACACCACUGUAAACUCUUAGCUAAAAAAAUGUGGUAAAGGUAUUUUUGUCAAACACAGUUAAACAUUGUUCGUAUUUUCCCCUAAUUAACCUUAUUGAGGCUCCAUGGGAGUGCUAAACAUGGUGUAAUGUAACAUACAGCAGAACAGUUAAAUCCAUUGUGUUUAAGACAUGUUUCUGUUUAACAAAUGUUUCUUCCUUUCCAGUUUGACAAAUUUUUGGGGGACCUUUUUUGACAAACUGAUAAAAGAAUGCAGUUGCUGAAGAUAAAUGAAUAUUUUUUUAAGUAUUUUUAUAGUCAGGGGUAGGAUAUGAACAGCACACCAUGGGCUUUUUUUCAGCACCCUUUAAUUCUAAAUAGUUUGCAUUAGUAUUGUACAAUAUAUGAUGGUGGAUGAAUGAAAUUCAUUAAAAAAAACAUCAGAAUCAGAAAUCUUUAAAAGUUGCAUUUAAGCAGUUUAGCAGCACUGUUGUAGCAGUGCUGGAUCCGGCUUAAAAAGAAGAUUGAUGUUUUGUCAUUGUGUUGAAACCUAUGUUGUUGUUGUUGUUGUUUUUUUUUUUUUAUUUAGGUAAAUAAAGUUGGCAGAGGUUUAUACUAUAUGUGGGGGGAAAGGAUUCAUGCGAGAUCUGUUUCUUUUUUUAUUGUAUUUUACUGGAUUGAUUAGUUUUGUUUUGUUUUUUCUGGUGAAAACUUGAUUUGUAUUGUCUGUUGUAUUUAAAUAUUUUGGGAAAAUGUUGUAAUCUUAACCUGAAUGAAGAUUUUCGUCUUAAAUUAUUGUAAGAAA
Molecule: messenger RNA, 1990 nt
Organism: Clarias gariepinus (North African catfish)
Lineage: Eukaryota; Metazoa; Chordata; Actinopteri; Siluriformes; Clariidae
Gene: c1galt1c1
Product: C1GALT1-specific chaperone 1
Exons: 2
Coding region: 174-1130 (318 amino acids)
Molecular function (GO): N-acetylgalactosaminide beta-1,3-galactosyltransferase activity
Source: RefSeq, a predicted model, not a curated record